AUGCGCAUCCACGAGAGCGGAAUUGACCGCAGCCUUGACACACCCACAACGCUAGGCUCCACUCCCAGUCCAUCACCUUGUGCACCCAUCAACCUCUCCGCAACCGCCGUCGAUGCCACCGACCUUCCCACCCCUCACUCCGCCCCUUCCCACUCCUCUUCCUCCUUCACUGCCACAACGACGGCCGCUUCGGCGUCUGUCGCCCACCGCUUCACCACAGCCGCACCUGACACAACAACAGGCACAACCCCUGCAACCUCCAUCAUCAGAAGUGAGGGCAUAGACUACAUCUGCCCUCACUGCGAUCGCACCUUCACUUCACGCAUCGGCCUGGUCGGUCACUUGCGAAUCCAUCGCACAGAGACUGGCGAACCAGUGCCUGGAGCACCAACCUACACCCACCGCACUCGCCUCCACUGUCCACACUGCCCUCGCACCUACACGCAUCGCAUAGGUCUAUUCGCCACAUGCGCAUCCACGAGAGCGGAAUUGACCACAAUUCCGAUACACCAACCACGCCCUUCAUGCCCAGCACCACCCUCGCACCAUCGGUCUGCACCACCACCAACGCCUAUUCUGUAG
Spirometra erinaceieuropaei is the source of this 582-nucleotide messenger RNA. NCBI's taxonomy places the organism in Eukaryota, Metazoa, Platyhelminthes, Cestoda, Diphyllobothriidea, Diphyllobothriidae. The record is from the annotation of a GenBank genome assembly.